AUGGCAUUGAACUCAGGGUCACCUCCAGGAAUUGGACCUUACUAUGAGAACCAUGGGUAUCAGUCUGAGCACAUCUAUCCCCCAAGGCCACCUGUGGCUCCCAAUGGCUACAACUUGUAUCCUGCCCAGUGCUACCCAUCUCCAGUGCCCCAGUAUGCUCCAAGGGUUACAACGCAAACCUCAACACCUGCCAUCCACACACAGCCCAAGUCCUCAGGAACACUGUGCACCUCAAAGUCUAAGAAAUCACUGUGUAUUGCCCUCGCCCUGGGCACUGUCCUCGUGGGUGCUGCUGUGGCUGCUGGUUUGCUUUGGAAGUUCUGGUACAGCAAGUGCUCUACAUCCGAGAUGGAGUGUGGGUCUUCAGGCACAUGCAUCAGCUCUUCUCUCUGGUGUGACGGGGUAUCACAUUGUCCUGACGGGGAGGACGAGAACCGGUGUGUUAGGCUCUAUGGACCAAGCUUCAUCCUCCAGGUUUACUCAUCUCAGAGGAAAGCCUGGUAUCCUGUGUGCCAGGAUGACUGGAGCGAGAGCUAUGGGAGAGCAGCAUGUAAAGACAUGGGAUACAAGAACAAUUUUUAUUCUAGCCAAGGGAUGCCAGACCACAGUGGGGCCACGAGCUUUAUGAAGCUGAAUGUGAGUGCAGGCAACGUCGACCUCUAUAAAAAACUCUACCACAGUGACUCAUGUUCAUCCAGCAUGGUGGUUUCUUUGCGUUGUAUAGAAUGCGGGGUUCGCUCAGUGAGACGCCAGAGCAGGAUUGUAGGUGGAUCGAACGCCUCACCAGGAGACUGGCCCUGGCAGGUCAGCCUGCACGUCCAAGGUGUCCAUGUCUGCGGAGGCUCUAUCAUCACCCCCGAGUGGAUUGUGACAGCAGCCCACUGCGUGGAAGAACCCCUUAGCAGCCCGAGGUACUGGACGGCAUUUGCGGGAAUUUUGAGACAGUCUCUCAUGUUCUAUGGAAGUAGACACCAGGUAGAAAAAGUGAUUUCCCAUCCAAAUUACGACUCUAAGACCAAGAAUAACGACAUUGCUCUCAUGAAGCUGCAGACGCCUUUGGCUUUUAAUGAUGUAGUGAAGCCAGUGUGUCUGCCGAACCCAGGCAUGAUGCUGGACCUAGCCCAGGAGUGCUGGAUUUCAGGGUGGGGGGCCACCUAUGAGAAAGGGAAGACCUCGGAAGUGCUGAAUGCUGCCAUGGUACCCUUGAUCGAGCCCUCCAAAUGCAAUAGUAAAUACAUAUACAACAACCUAGUCACACCAGCCAUGAUCUGUGCCGGCUUCCUCCAGGGCUCUGUCGACUCUUGCCAGGGAGACAGUGGAGGGCCGCUGGUUACUUUGAAGAAUGGGAUCUGGUGGCUGAUUGGGGACACGAGUUGGGGCUCGGGCUGUGCCAAGGCAUUCAGACCUGGAGUAUAUGGGAACGUGACAGUAUUUACAGAUUGGAUCUACCAGCAAAUGAGGGUAAUUUCCUCUAUCCCUGGGUUGUCCAUCUCCUUGAGCUUAAGUCACGGGUCUGGAAAGAGUGCACCUUGA
This is a messenger RNA of Arvicanthis niloticus (Nile rat), 1533 nucleotides long. The record is from RefSeq and is a predicted model, not a curated record. Lineage: Eukaryota; Metazoa; Chordata; Mammalia; Rodentia; Muridae.